AUUAGUGGUUAAUUAACUUUUUUCUUUUAUUCUUCAUCAAUAUUCCGAUCAUGAAAGUCCUUACGUUAAAAAUAUUAUUAGUUAUUACAAUCAUCGACUGUGCCUACUCUUGGUGGGACUCUGAUUUUAUAAUAAUAUCUCCCAAAGCAAUCGUACGCACGGAAAACAAAGGUGUUCGUAAACCAUUCCUAAAACUCUCUCGUGCAACUCGUGAUAUGACGUAUUCACUACAGAAUUCUAAGUAUGUACUGGGAAGAGUAAAAGCUGACCUGCAAAAACUAAGGUCAUCAUACACACAACAUUUUGCGAGAAUGGAACAACAGUUGAAUGAAUGCAGUAGAUUAAAAAAUCCUUCGUCUGAAUCUAAGAAACCAACUGAUUACGACUAUCCUGAUCCUGAUUAUCAAUAUUAUUAGUCAGUUAUUUUACAUGAAACAUGAUUUAUAAAUAUGUAACGGAAUGGUCUCAACACGUCUAAAAGGAUGUAAAAACACAGUAUUUAAAUCUAUAUUAUAUACAUAUGUGCGCAUAUUAUGAAGGUUUUUUAUACAAAUCGUAGUUGAAGUACCUCAACUACUAACUAGUGCAUCAACUACCAUACUUAAUAAUAAAUAAUUAGGUACCGCAGUUUUUAUGACAUGGUACGCUU
Messenger RNA from Leguminivora glycinivorella, 649 nucleotides. RefSeq lists its product as uncharacterized. The record is from RefSeq and is a predicted model, not a curated record. Lineage: Eukaryota; Metazoa; Arthropoda; Insecta; Lepidoptera; Tortricidae. The coding region runs from base 51 to 416 and encodes 121 amino acids. The transcript has 3 exons.